Molecule: messenger RNA, 906 nt
Organism: Paramuricea clavata
Lineage: Eukaryota; Metazoa; Cnidaria; Anthozoa; Malacalcyonacea; Plexauridae
Source: the annotation of a GenBank genome assembly
AUGAAAUGGGUUAAAGAGAACAUUGCAUGUUUUGGUGGAAAUCCAAAAUCAAUCACCAUAUUUGGAGAGAGCGCUGGAGGAGCGAGUGUCUCAGCACAUACGUUAUCUAAUGGUAGCUGGGAGUUCUUUGACAAAGCUAUUUUGCAAAGUGGAAACAUGCUUAUGCCGUGGGCGAUUAUGACAAAUUCCCAAAUCGAAGAUGGUUUAAAAUGGUUUCUAGGAAAAGUCAAUUGCAACAACGAUGAAAAUUUGUUGGAGUGUCUACGAAAUGUGACUGAAGACAAAUGGAAGAGCGUGGUGAACAUCCAGGAAAUUGAAGGAAUCUGGACUGGUCCAAAUGUUGAUAGAGAAUUCAUUUCUGAUAAACCACAAAAAAUAUGGGAGGACAAAGACGUAAAAAACCAAGAUAUAAUUAUUGGAAUUACUAAAGAUGAAAUGUUUCUGCUCCAGCAACAUGUAUUGCAAAAGUCUACAAACAUAAGCUAUUACUUGAAUCAUUUCGAGGAAUUGCUAAAGAUGACUUUCAAGAAUUCAUCCAAAGCGGUGUAUGAGAAAGCAAGACAAUUUUACAAACCGAAAUGCAUUUCCUCUUAUUUGGAAGCGUUAAAACCAAGCGUGGCAUUUGAGUCAGAUCGAAUGAUGAUUUGUGGGAGCAGACAGGAGGCCAAACUAAGAUCUAAACACAUGAAUACAACAAAAGUUUAUGUAUUUCAAUAUUCUCACGCCCCACUGGUAAACUAUAUCCCUUCAUUGUACCCUUAUGGAGUAUUUGGAUUUGCAGCCCAUGCACUCGAUAUUACGGUAAGAAAUUCUGCUUUUUACACUGACCGAACGAGCCAGUGUUAUAAAAUGGGGCUUUCUGUCUUCGUUCGUUUUUCCCCGUUUUUUUUUAUAUCGCAAACGUGA